Messenger RNA from Babesia bigemina, 4062 nucleotides. Its product is annotated as ATP-dependent DNA helicase, RecQ family protein, putative. Lineage: Eukaryota; Apicomplexa; Aconoidasida; Piroplasmida; Babesiidae. Gene Ontology annotation, molecular function: nucleic acid binding; ATP binding; four-way junction helicase activity. Gene Ontology annotation, biological process: double-strand break repair via homologous recombination; DNA replication. The coding region runs from base 1 to 4062 and encodes 1353 amino acids. The record is from RefSeq and is a predicted model, not a curated record. The transcript has a single exon. Gene Ontology annotation, cellular component: chromosome; cytoplasm; nucleus.
AUGCAUAAGAAAACGGGAUCGGGUGAUAAGGCUAACGUGUUCAACAAGGAUCGGGGCCAUGUGCUCGAUAUGGUGGAAUCACAUAUGGGCUCGCAGUUCACCCAAGAUUCGGCGGAUACUUUCGUGGGGUCAAAAAAGGUGCCGAAAGUCACCCUGCCUCUGCCGGAUAGCGCCCUCAUCAAAGGCGCAGCAGUGCCUGAGUGCGACGAUGUGGCGAACGAGUCGAAAGUUAUCAGACUUAGAACUGGCAGCUUCGGGAAUAAACACACCAUAGACGACCACCUUGAUGUCGAAGAGGUUCAAGACCUCGGAUCGAGUACGCACAAAGGGAGCGACUCGUCCGCCAAAACCGAUAUCGACGACAUUGCAUCCGCCAUGGACGAUAUGAUGGGCAUCGACAUCGAUACGGCCAUCGAUGUCGGGGACGACGCCGACCUUGACAAGGCAACGGUGUACAGUUCCAAGCCGUGGGGUGAUGAGACGCUCAAAAGCCACGCUUCUUCCAUCACUGUCGUGGAUCUUGACGUUGUUGACGACGUGGCGGAAAAUGUAACGCAUGCAACCAACGACUCCACGUCGCGUCUGGGGGUCGACGAGGAGGCGCACGACUUCGGGGUCAAUGCGUCGGACGAGAAGUUGGACGAGGGUCCGAUCAAGCCAUCAGCCCGAAAGUGGUCGAUUGAAUCGACCGCGGAAUCUAUCUGCGCAACGGACGGCGCGCAGUCUAAUGCGGAGUCCAGGAGGCACUCGUUAUCACUCGAGUCGAAGUCGUCACAUUCGCCCAAAAUUGAAUCACCUGAUGAAUCGCAAUCUCGUAAGCCGUUGAGGAGGCGAUCCAUCAGCUCCAACGGGUACAAGUCCGACAGCUCCGUUAUUACCGAGGCGGUCAGCUUCUUCGCGGUGAAGCAUUUGGUGGCUCUGCUUAGGGAGGUCGCGGAGUGCCUCAACGCCGGCGAGGACGCCGAAGAGCGAUGGGAGCACGUUUUGGGAAUGCAGUCCAGAGCACAGAGAUUCAUCAACGAAGCCGUCAGGGUGAACUUCGAGUACGACGACCUCUCGCAGUACCAGCUGGUGCUUCCGAAGAAGCUGAACCUGAACUACGCCAUGCCGAAGACACGCACGCCGCAAAACGAUCUGCUGUCGCAGCAGAGCAAGCCCAAAACCCCUGUGGUGAGGCGCAACACGCAACCGGAUACUAGGAUCGUGUCCACGACGGAACGCAGCGACAAGCCCUUGAGCGUCACGCCCGUGCCCUCGAACAUGGAGUCCACGAAGGUGCUGGUGGUCGACGACAGCAUCCCAAUGGACGUCGAUAUCGACGCCGAAAUCGAGAGGUUCAUCACGCAGCAAACGCAUCAGCAGGCGCGGCAGCAAGAGGACCCCGUUAACGCAGCGACUCCGGUCGAGUCGGAUACUGAGUCCCACAGCUUCCCCAAGAUUCGCACCAUGAACGAGCUUAAGCUGUCGAAGGAGCAGGAACGCAACGCAAAACGUGCCAAAACCGCGAAUGCGGAGUCUCAAAGCAAGAAGAAAACCAAAAAGAGCGAAGACCUCUUCGACGAUGAGGAGGAAGACAUCUACGGCACCGAGGACUUCGAGCAGGACGCCGCGGGCGACAUAUCCCACCUGUCGGACCCCCUGUCCGAGGCCCGCAAAAUCUACAUGGAAAAAGUGAACUCGUGCGAGAUCGACGGCAUGGACCUGAGGGUGCCCAAGGAGGUCUUGCAGUCUAACAUGCAGCUCUUCCGGGAGCAGUUCGAAUUUAGCCAGAAGGUGAACGACGUGAACACCAGGGUGUUCGGGUACAGCUCGUUCAGGGGGGUGCAGCUGGCGGCGAUCAACGCCGUGCUGCUGGGCAGGGACUGCUUCCUCAUGAUGGCCACCGGAGGCGGUAAGAGCCACUGCUACCAACUGCCGUCGUUGUUGCUGGGUGGUGUGGUGGUGGUGUUCUCGCCGCUGAUCUCGCUGAUGGAGGACCAGAUGCGCGUGCUGAGGUCGUACGGCAUCACAGCCGAUACCAUCAACGCCGGCACCUCCGCCGCCACCACGCGACAGAUCGCGAAGAGGUACCUCGACAAGCAGCAAGAGUUCGAGAACGGCUCGAUCCUGUUCAUCACGCCCGAAAAGUUCGAGAAAUCGGCCGUCCUGCUCAAGCUGCUGGAUGACCUCUGCGACUCCGAGCGGCUCAAGCUCUUCGUGAUCGACGAGGCGCACUGCGUGUCGCAGUGGGGCCUCUCAUUCAGGAAGGACUACCGCCAGCUGUGCAACCUCAAGGAGAAGUACCCCUAUGUGCCCAUUCUCGCCAUGACCGCGACGGCCACGGAGGACGUUGCCACUGACAUCAUGCGUGUGCUCCGAAUCCCGAGAUGCGUCAAGCUGAGGACGACGAUCAACCGGCCGAACUUGUGGAUCGAGUGUCGCGAAAAGACCAAGGAUUACCUCAAGGAAAUGACAGACAUCCUCAAGACCACGACGGGGUGCGGUAUCGUGUACACGCUCACGGUCGGCGACAGCGAGAAGGUGGCGGAGGCGCUGCAGAAGGCGGGCAUUUCGGCGGGGGUGUACCACGCGAGGCUGGACAUCAACGACCGCAAAGAAAUCCAGCAGAAGUGGACCAGCGGCGUGGUGCGCGUGAUGGUGGCGACCAUAGCCUUCGGUAUGGGCAUCGACAAGCCCGACGUGAGGUUUGUCUUCCACACGUCCGCGCCUGUAUCCAUACUUGGCUACUACCAGGAAAUCGGGCGCGCUGGGCGCGACGGCAAGUAUUCCACCACCAUCCUGUGGUACAACAUGCGCGACUUUGAGCGCCACAAGAACCUCGGGCACAAGACGCCCAAGACGAAGGGCAUACCAGGGGAGGAGAUCGCCGACUACCCUUCGCUGUCGAACAUGCGCGAGUUCUGCCAGAACAAGUCCACCUGCAGGAGGCUGAUGCUCUUCAGGGCCUUUGGCGAGGACCCGACGGGCGUCCUGCCGGAUAACUGCAACGGCUGCGACAACUGCUGCCUCAGCUGCAUGACCGAGCGCGUCGAUGCGACGGACGACGCCGUCACCAUCUGCAAGUUUGUGCACGAAACCAUGGAACGCCGCACCAAGGGGAUACUGACGAUCAAUAUCCUCUGCGACGCCCUUAGGGGCUCGAACAGGUCGACGCUGAUCAAGUACAGGCUGCAGCAGAACUCCAACCACGGCGCUCUCAAGCAUUGCAAGCCCAAGUACAUCUUCCAGGUCAUCCAGGAAAUGGUGAACCUGCGCAUCUUGCGCGAGUGCAGGCGGAGUUCCAACCGGUUCGGGCGCACUGUGCUGCUGUUGGGGCCGGGCGCGGGCAAGCUCAGACGUGGACAAAUCAGUGUCUACAUCAUCAACUAUCAGUUCGCCCAGAACCCUGCGCCGGCUGGCAUUGACGCUCCCGACGCCACUUGCCAGGUCGAGCAACCGACCACGUCGGGGGCUAAGAAAUCGCAGCGGUCCCAAAAGGCAACUGCGCAAGAAUCCGGCGAGGCCAAGACCACAUCACCGACUUUGAAGGGUGUAGCUGUGGCCAAAAUAGUUGAAGCGCUCAAGGCCGCCUCCGCACCGGGCAGGCACGACGUCGAACGGGCAGACACCCAUGAGAAGAGGCCAGUGGUGCAAGGGAUGGCGCUGACAAGAGACAACCAAUUCAGCUUGGUGUCACAGGGCACGAGGGCGCCCGGCGACGUCAGACGUGGCAGCCCCACCUCUGCCGCCGUGACAAACCCGGCAACGGACACGGCGGAGACGGUCAAACGCAAGAGAGGGAGGCCCGCAGGCUCUACAAAGCAAAAGAGUAAAAGCGAACAACAGGACACUUCGUCCUCCAUUAACGGGUCAAGUGUGAACCAGCAGAAGGCGGGUGGGAGCAACACGCCCCCCGGCCUUGUGACCAGUGAUGCGGGCGGAGCCACAUGGCGCCACGCGAACACCAGGGCUCUCAAGCUCACGCCACCUGGCUGCCCCAACUCAAGUGUUGACAUCCAGGCUGCGCUCCACAACAACAUACGCAGAAAGGUGCCGCCAGACCUGGUCAGCUCGCUCAGUUGA